GCAGAAGAUCCGAGGCUGUGGUGAUCAAUGUACCGCAGCGCAUUGUCCCGGCUGUCGAAUGGCGUGGCGUCGCGGCGGCAUCUGCCAGCCGCCCUUCGCCCAGCCUUCACUCGCGGCAUGGCGGAUGUGGACGACAAGAGCCUCGAGGGUCGGUAUGCCAACGCCCUCUUCCAGGCGGCGAGCAGAAAGAAGAUCCUCGACAAGGUGUUCGGGGACCUGGAGCAGAUCCGCGACUCCAUAGCAGAGUCCAAGGAGUUCAAGCUGUUCGUCGAGACGCCCGGCAUCCCCACAGACAUCAAGGGCACCGUGUUCGGAUCCAUCGCACAGAAGGUAGUCGUCGGUAGUGGCUGGAAGAUCUCGGUGAGUGAUGUGUGUGUGUUGGGUGUGUGUUGGUCAGUAUCAGUUUCAGGAUGUGACGGUGAAUUUCCUGAAGGUGCUGAUGGAGAACCGUCGAGUGGGGAUGCUGCAGAAGGUCAUCGACGUGUUUGAGGACUUCUUCAGAGCCCACAAGGGAGAGGUCAAGUGCAAAGUCACAUCAGCUAAGGUGGGUGCGGCACGCAGCGCCGGCCGACACAGACAGAGGACACACUGCGUCUGUCUGUCUAUGUGUCUUUGCUGCAGCCGCUGUCAGCAGCUGAGAGCAAGGAGAUCGAGGCCGCCCUUAAGAAGCGCGCUGGAAAGGACGCCAAACUCAUAAUGGAGUGGAACACAUCACCAGCCAUCAUGGUAAAUGAUCUCUCUCACACGCACAUACACACACACACACACGCACGAAGGCAGCCGCUCUCUCUCUUUCCCCCGUGUGUCUGUGGUCCGCAGGGUGGCCUGGUGGUCAAGUUGGGCGACCAGGUGUUGGAUUUUUCCGUGCAGAGCAAAAUAGAGAGGCUGCAGUCACAGCUCAUGAACCCUGUGUGACUCUGCCUGCUCGCUGGUUUGAGUGAGACGGUGCGAGCGACCGACCGAGUUAAGAGAGAGAUGGGGCUCUUGGUUUUGUUUUGCAGCG
Messenger RNA from Vitrella brassicaformis, 1003 nucleotides. NCBI's taxonomy places the organism in Eukaryota, Vitrellaceae. The record is from the annotation of a GenBank genome assembly.